AUGUACGCCUUUCUCUCGGCGCUGCCGCCCGCGUGGCACACGACGCCCAUGGCCGCGCUCGCCACACUCUUCGAGGCCAUUCGCAGCCGGCGGCUCAAGAACACAAACAUGGGGUGUCUGUGGCCCGACCUCAACUUGCCGGAUACGAUCUUGAACGACAAGGAGCUCGUUGACGCCGCGCAAGCUUGCACGCCGAUGCUCGCGCAGCUCGACGCCACUGCCCAGCUGCACUGCGAGCUGCGUCUUCCGCCAUCGGUUCACAUUUCCAAGCAAGUUGUCUCGUUCAGUGAGCUCCAAUGCGCAGUGUCCUACUGGUCACAACAACUCGCGUCGCUAACAGUGACCCGGACGAAUGACCAGAGGUCCAUCCAACUAGUCUGUGACGCGCUGCGUAGCCUGCCCGCGCUCCGUCGGCUUGUUGUCUUGUGGCAUCCUGCCGCACAGCCAAAGGAGACAUUGACGCUGCUUGAUGCGCUCGAUUUCUCCAACGUCACGGAGCUGAGGCUGCAUUACAACUUGGCGAACCCGGUGCAGUGGACCGCGACCGAGGUCAAGGCACUUGUGCGGUGGCUUCAAGCCAAGCCCGUCACCUCCAUCAGUCUCGUGGAUGUGUCGAUUAAAGCGGCGGACGCAGAGACCCUCGCACGCGCGCUGCUACAGUCGCAAACGCUCAAGUCCCUCCACGUCGAUGGCGGGCAACUGCAGCGCACGCUCUUCAACCUCGGGUUACCGCUGCCGAACCAGCUCGAGUCGCUCAACACCUACGUGCGGCACGUCGACGACGUGCUUGGCUUGACGCAGACGAUCGCUGGCUCCAAUUUGUGCGAGUUGGAACUCGGUACGCGAGUCCCGUUUGAAACGGCCGUGGCUAUGAACCUCAUGCACGCCAUCACAAGCCUCCCGCGACUGCGGCAUCUCUCGAUGGUUCACACGGCGCUGCCACUGCCGUCGGUCGUGCGACUGAGCGAACGGCUACCAAGCCUUACGCGUCUACGCUUGUACAACACGCAGCUUGACGACUAUGGCAUUUUCGUGCUCGCAAGCGCCCUGCCAAAGUGCCGUCAUCUCGAGACGUUGCAGAUCGGGAGCCAAAAGUGCUCGCACGUCGCUUGGGCGCAUUUAGCGAGGGGUCUCGCGCAGUGUCGGCCGCUCAAGCAGCUCAGCUUGAGGGACAGUGACAUUGGGUCGCGCGGUUUUAUCGCGUUGCUGCCCGUUUUGCGCAACCUCGACAACGUCAAGCUCAUUCAAUGCGACAUCAGUGACGAUGGUGCGCUCGCGCUUUGCCACGUCAUGGACGCCGCGGACGGACUCUUUGAGCUCACGUUGCACGGGAAUCCAUUCUCCAAGGGCGCAGUGAACCACAUUGUCCGAGCCGUCUUGAAGCGUCUGCCUCGGUGGGGCAAAAUCGGUCUCACGGUAGAAAGGUGAAGAGCGGGAGAAAGGCUGCAACGUACCCCGAAACCCAUCGUGGUGGCCUAUGUAUGAUUACGUGACUGUGAAAUAUAUCUAUGUAUAAAGUCUC
Saprolegnia diclina VS20 is the source of this 1522-nucleotide messenger RNA. RefSeq lists its product as hypothetical. The transcript has a single exon. The record is from RefSeq and is a predicted model, not a curated record. Bases 1 to 1428 code for a protein of 475 amino acids. NCBI's taxonomy places the organism in Eukaryota, Oomycota, Saprolegniomycetes, Saprolegniales, Saprolegniaceae.